AUGCUAUUUCCAGCGCUAAGAAUCCACUUCGUGCCAAUCGAUCAUUUCACCUCCCAAGCAACAUAUGAACUGAACCUCAAGGGGACAAUCCGAUCAAUCCUCACUCGAGCACAGAACAAGAUUUCCGAUUUUGCAUCCGAGAAAUAUCCAGACAACUUCAUUCCUGGGGCCUUUUCAUCCUGCGACUACUUCCUUGACGUCACCUUAAAUCCCAAACUCCACAAGAGCACUCAGCCGGGCAAGCUAUUUGUUGUGAAUGAACGGCGUAAAUUCACUUGCGAGGCCCAGCCCAAUGUUGAACAAUCUCACCCGACUCGGCAAGAACGAUCUUUCCACGUCUUGGUGAUUUCUCCAGCAAUGUUUGGGGAAAACAGGAUCCCAUAUGAUGAUGUAGCCAAGCUGAUUCAACUUUGGCAAACCACGGGUAUCCGAACGCUUUCUGGGGUGAUAUGCAAGGAAUGCACAACUUCCAAGCCAGCCAAUACGAAACCAGUUCCAAAGAAGAAGAUCAAUUCUGAUAUCGAUCUUUUCACCGAAAACAUUUCCACACCCAACGGCCUCCAUCGUUUAUAUGAUACAUCGAUUCUCAAGUUUGACCAAGCCAAGCCACCCCUUCACCUGCAUUUCCACAUGAAUGCUAUGGCCAUCGGCAAUGUUGCUGACCAGAACAACUUCUUGGACCAAACCAACUGGCCUUUCAAAAUUACCGUCGGUGGAAGCAACUACACUCUCUUUGCUCGUGGUUACUGGGCGAAUUCACACUACUGGGCCAAAGCUCUGCGGACUUCGGGAGGCAUCACUGGGAUCUGGUUGCAUAAUGAUAUGGAAAACGAUGGCUACACUCGCUUAAUCAGCAGUGUCCCAAGCUCACUUGCUGGCCCUGACCCUUCAACAAGCUGGGUCAUCUAUUCCCGAACUUGGACCACCUUGGAACACGACUAUAGCUUGAAAAACAUCCUCUCAAGCGCUUCUGAAUCUGGUACACCUCUAGCCAUUCCUCCGUCCAAAAAGCCACCCAUCCCAGAUGAAGAAUUUGAAGAGGACCAAAAAUCCUUGUCGCCACCCCAGGACAACUUUGACAAUUUCGCAGUGUUCGAAUCGGACUUGGCUGGUCUUCACGAAGAAGAAACCAGCCUCACUCAGCUUCCAAUUCCAAAGAAUGCAAACCCAAAGGACACAUUUAAGAAAACCCAAACCAAAUUGAAGAAAAACGAAACAAAGAAAAUGAGAUUCAAGAAACUAGUGGCUGCAACAAGAUCACUAGGACCAGCUGAACCAAAGAAAAAAGGGCGAUGUAAACCCAAGAAAGUCGGUACCACAAAAUCCAAUACGGUCAAGAUACCUGCCGAGAUACCUGCCGAGAUACCUGCCGAAAUACCUGCCAAGAUACCUGCCAAGAUGCCUGCCAAAAUACCUGCCGAGAUGCCUGCCGAAAUACCUGCCAAGAUGCCUGCCAAGAUGCCUGCCGAAAUACCUGCCGAGAUACCUGCCGAGAUACCUGCCGAAAUACCUGCCAAGAUACCUGCCAAGAUGCCUGCCAAAAUACCUGCCGAGAUGCCUGCCGAAAUACCUGCCAAGAUGCCUGCCAAGAUGCCUGCCGAAAUACCUGCCGAGAUGCCUGCCGAGAUGCCUGCCGAAAUACCUGUCGAGAUGCCUGCCGAGAUGCCUGCCGAGAUGCCUGCCGAGAUGCCUGCCAAGAUGCCUGCCAAAAUGCCUGCCGAGAUGCCUGCCACAACUGUUGAGAGACCCUCUCAGACCGCUGAGAAGCCAAAACUGACGUUCCGAUUGCGGCUCAUCCCACCUACUCAACCUCCGGCCCAAAAUUCAGCCAAUGGGCAAACAACCCUGACCGACCCCUCUGGCGUACAGGAGGUUGCCAACAAUGGGAGUCAGAAGAUACGUAGAUCCACUAGAGCAAAGAAAUCAACUCAGUAG
Molecule: messenger RNA, 1935 nt
Organism: Puccinia graminis f. sp. tritici CRL 75-36-700-3
Lineage: Eukaryota; Fungi; Basidiomycota; Pucciniomycetes; Pucciniales; Pucciniaceae
Exons: 3
Coding region: 1-1935 (644 amino acids)
Source: RefSeq, a predicted model, not a curated record